ACACCCUGAAAGGCUCGGAGUUUAUUUUGAUGGGUUCGGCUCCGUUCUGUUGAAAACUGGACGUGACGCCUGGUUCCCAGGUAGUGAGAGGUGGAACUAUGGCUGCUGGGACUGCAGUCGGCGAAAGCCAACUCCGGAGGAUCAUCUGUGACUUGCACGAGACUGUUUUAGAGCUUGCAAAGGAGUACAAGAACAAUGGGGAGCCAGUCACAGAUGACAGUACCAAUCUGCACAAGUUCUCCUACAAACUGGAGUAUCUGUUACAGUUUGACCAGAAGGAGAAGACAACAUUUCUGGGUACCAAGAAGGGCUACUGGGAUUAUUUCAGUGACUGUUUGGCCAAGAUGAAAGGAGCCAAUGAUGGCAUUCGUUUUGUCAAAUGCAUCACUGAGCUGAAAACGUCCCUGGGAAAAGGACGCGCAUUUAUCCGCUACUCCUUGGUUCACCAACGGUUGGCUGACACACUGCAGCAGUGCCUGAUGAACCAGAAAGUCACUAGUGACUGGUACUAUGCGAGAAGUCCCUUCUUGCAGCCCCAACUCAGUGCUGACAUAAUCAAUCACCUGUAUGAGCUCAACGAUGUCCAGUUUGACGUGGCGUCUAGAGGCCAUGACCUUGAUGCCUCUUGGCCAACGUUUGCAAGGAGGACAUUAGGGAGUGGCCACUCUCUUGGCCACAUGUGGAUACCACCCAGUCGUAGUUCCAGUAUUAGUAGUCUGGCCAGCACCUACUCUCAGCAAACCCAUGAGUUCAGCCCUGACAAUGGACACAGUCUUUUGAAUGAUCUGAAUGAGUCGCUGCCAGCCUGCAUGGAAGAUGUCAGCACAGCCGAAGCUGUUCGCCUUGAGCUCGACCAGUCGGAGCUUAAGCAGCGACAGCUUCUCGAUAAAAUGCAGCAGAUGGGCGAAGAGGCUGCUGAGCUCCGGGGAGUUAUUGUGGACCUUCAGAGGCAGCUUGACGUGUCGCUCGCUGCCCAAGAGAAGACAGAGGGCUUGCAGGAAGAACUCAAGACUCUUGAGGAUUUGUCCAGAGAGGUGGAAGUACUUAGGACUGGUGAAAAAGCCAGGGAUGCUCAGAACACCUUACUUCAGGAAAAGCUGUCAGCUGCUGAGGCGAAGAACAUAGAGCUUAUGGCCAAACUUAAUGGGAUUUUAGAUGAGAAGGGCAAGCGGGCUGCCAGUAACUUUGAUUCAGCACAGAAGAUUCACGAGUUGUUGUAUGAAUUGAAAGAGGCUGAGAAGAGAAAGACUGAGGCUAUGGCUGAGACAGAGGACAAGAGAAAGCAGGUAGAAAGGUUGGAAGAGGAGUUAAGGAUCAGAGAGGAAGCAGCCAAGGACAGUGAAACCAAACAUGUAGAGUUGGUUACAAAUGUGUCCAAGGAGAAGGCCAUGCUGGAGGCAAAGGUGGAGCAACAGUACAGCACCAUUGAACAGUUGCAGGGUAGCCUCACAUUGAGAGAGAAAGAGGCAAGCAACUUGCAGAGUCAGCUGCAAGACCUCCAGAGAUUUGGAGGGGAGAAAGAUAGAGAGUUGGAGGCGAUGAAGGAGAAGGAGCAGGAUGUCAUAAACAAGACAAAGAGGAAUGUUGACAGUUUGAAAAAGUCACAAGAGGCAGAGGUUGCUGCCCUCCUAGAUAAGCUUAAAAAGAAAGAGGCAGAGCUGAGCUUGAGCCACGACACACAGCAACAGCUGGAAUCCAAGAACCACAGCUUGAGCGCAGAGAUAAACAGACUGACCAAUAGCCUCGCUGACCGUGAAGGUAAGAUCAAUGAACAGGCCAUACAAAUAGAAGAUUACAAGACACAGUGCACAUUCCUGAUGGAAUCAAAAGACAAACUGAUGACCACAAUGAGGAGAAAUGAAGAGCUGCAGAGUGAGAUGAUCAAAAACAGAACGGAACAGGAAGCUGAAUUAGCUGCUCUAAGGGCUUCGGAGAAACAACUUAAAGACCAGCUGGACGAUUCUAAGGUGACAGUGGAUGAAAAAGAGAAGUAUCUGCGUGAAGAGAACUGUAAGAUGGACGAGAGUUUGCAGCGAGCAACAAUGGCUGCGGAGCGGUCAGAGAUGAUGAGAAAGCAGCUGGAGGAGGAAAAUCAGGAUCUUCGCAGUCAAGUGGAGGAGUUUGAGAAAGCGUUUGGAGCCGCCCGCAAAAACGAAGCCAGUCUCAAAGAACAGCUCCGAGUUACUGUGGCCCAUUUCGAUAGUAAAGAGAAAGAAAAUGUUCAAUUGCUGGCCACAUUAAAAAUUAUCAAAGAAAAAGAAAAGGAGCUUGAGAUUGCCAAAGCCAAUGCAGAGGCAACUUGUGCAAGACAAACAGAGGUUAUUGAAAGGGUAACGGGUGAGAAACAAGCAAUGGAGGUAUCACAGCUGGAACGGAGUGCAGUCCAAGCCAAGGAAAACCAAGAAGUUAACACCAAAUUAAGGGUGGUUGAAAGUCAGCUGGAGGUAAGCAUGAAAGACGUGUCCAGACUCCAGACGGAGGUCCUUGACCUGAAGGUUCAAGUGCAAAGAUCUGAAGAGGAUAAACUAAAACUGCAAGCACAGCUCGAAGUGACAGAAGCCCAAAGAGAUGAGCUCAGGUCUCUUACUGAGCAACUCAAGAUCCAGGCAGAGGACCAGAAUCAAAAACACAUAAUGGUGCUCAUGGAGUGCAAAAAGAAAGAGGAGAUGCUUACUCAGCAACGGGACCGAGAAGAGCAAGCACAUGCUGAGUUGGCCACAUCUUCAGCUGUCAUCCGAGAGGAGCUGUCUGUGGUAAAGGCAGAAAAUACAAGGCUGGCUUUAGAGCACAGCGAGACCCGCGAGGCCCUCCACAGAGCAAACACUGAAAUGGCAGAGCUGGGGAUAACUAUAUGCAAGCUAAAUUCGGAGCAGCAGGAGGCCAGAGAGCACUGGGCUGAAUAUACCGAGAAGAUCGAAGAGUUGGACAAAGAGGUUGAACGACUGGGGAGGCUCAGAGAGGAACUGCUUCAUGAAAAUGGCCGUCUACAGGAGGAGCUCACACAGAGGGAGACGCUUCCAGGGAUUAUCACGGAGCUCCAGAACCAGCUGGAAAAGACAAAGAACCAAAUGCAAAGUGUCAGCGACGGCUGUCAAGAGGAGAUGGAGGCUGUCAAGUUCCAAAUGAGCUCAGAGACCAUGAAUUACCAGAUAACCAUUAAGUCAAUAAAUGAGCAGUUGGACAAAAUUAAAGCCCAGCUGAAGGAUGAGCAAAGCACGGUGUCGAACUUGCAGGCCAAAGUGUCUGAAUUAGAGGCUGAGAAUGAGACAUAUUUUCAGCUUAUUGGUGAGAAAGACGCCCACAUCACAAAGACUGAGGAACAAAUUUCUGAAAAUGACUGUGAGAUUCAGCAACUCAAAAAUGCAGCUGCUAGUGCUGAAGAGGCUCACUUGGCAUUGCAAAAGGCGUGUGAAGAACUGAGGCUGAAACUGAAGGCAACCGAAGCUGACAGGGAAAGCCAGUGUUUGAAGAUGACUGCAGAAAUUGAUGACCUGAACAGAACCAAGACUAACCUUGAAGAACGGCUCAUUGAGCUCCUAAAGGAUAAAGAUGCUUUGUGGCAGAAGUCAGAUGCUUUGGAGUUUGAGCAGAAACUUCGAGCAGAGGAGCGCUGGUGGUUGGUAGAUAAGGAGGCCACGCACUGUCUCAGCUGCCAGGGCCAGUUCACCUGGUGGCUGCGUAGACAUCACUGCAGACUUUGUGGCCGCAUCUUCUGCUACUACUGCAGCAACAACUUUGUUACGACCAAGCACAAUGGGGUGAAGGAACGGUGUUGCCAGAACUGCUACACCCAGCACAGCACAGGGGCAGAAAAGUUCACAGAGGAAGCACUGAGUCCUUCACAUCCUUCACUUCCUCUGCCCCCUGGAGUUGGUUUGCAACCUGAAGCAGCUCCACAAGAACCCACUCCCAGAGUAACAGUUUCAGAUCCAAGUCACACUUCUGACGAAGGAGCUUUUGACAUAAUUACAGAAGAGGAGGUGAAUGGAGUGUAUGACAGUGAUACCAUUGACACCAUUUCUCAGACCUCAGCUGGCUCCCUGGAGGGAGAACAAGACUGCCAACAUUCAGGAGCUCUGGAAAAAGAUGCAGCGGAUAUUACCCCUGAGGAAGAGCAUGGUCCCACUCUUCAGGAUUCAGAGAUUAUACUUCUUAAAUCAGGAGAAGUCACGAUGGCUGUCCCUCUCACCACUGAGGAUCUUUCUCAGUUCGGUGAUGGUUCCCUGGAGCUCUUCAUCAAGUCAAGCUGUUACAGUGUGGUCACUGUAGCCGUGGGCGACUUUGGGACGACACUCAAGUGGACGUUUUCCUCCGAGCCCAAGAGUAUCUACUUCAGUGUGGUUUUUCUGGAAUCCAGCGACGCACAGGUGGAGCAGUCAAAGGUCCUGAUUCCUCUGACUCGCUGCAGUUCCCAUAAAGAGAGAAUUCAGGGGCAGCUGAAAGUCAGACACCCCGGCUUAUACACACUAAUCUUUGACAACUCUUUCUCACGGUUCAUCUCCAAAAAAGUUUUUUACCAUCUGACAGUGGAAAAGCCUGUAAUUUAUGAUGGAAGCGACUGUCCCUGAAGUUGUACCCCACAGACUUCCUUUAGAGGUGUUUUUGCAGUAAUGGCCAUUCAGUGAUAUUUCCUAUUCUUUUUUUAUACUCCGUCAAAGGCAUUGAGGAAACUCUUGUCCCACCUAUGAACCCCAAUGUAGAGAACUAUUGUAUUUAGACCCAUUUUCAGCCUCACUGCCAAAACUGUACUAAAUCUGUUUUUUUGUACAUUGAAAAAUCAGUCAAUGUUUUCAUGGACUUUGAAUGGUCGUUUUUAGAGCGGGGCAUGUCAACGCAUUAUUAUUGCGUUAACACACCCAUCGCUUCAUGCCAGCAUUCUUUUUUUAGCUCGCGUUAACGCGAUACAGCCACCCACUUUCAAACCUGGAUCACAGGAAGAAUUGGAUGAUGAUCACUAUUGGUUCUCAAUGAACAUCAUCACACGUCUCAGCCAGUCACGGCCUUUAUAUUAACUCAACUUCAACUUCAACAAAAAACAACUAAGGAGGACAGAAUGGAGAAAAGUACCAAACAGGGCUGGAUAAAAAAAAAAAAUUGUGACAAUUGCAAUUUUCUUAUCAUCACAAUACUUCCUGUCUGGAAUAUAAUUUAAAUUCAAAACGUGCUUGAAUGUUACUUCAGGAUUCUGUGCAAAAGACAAUUCAUAAUUUUUAGUAAAAUGCCAGACUGAUUUAAGAUCACUAAGAAUUUUCCUGUUAUUGAGAAGGUUGUGGCCCCUAUUAUCGAGGUUUAUUUAAUUUAAGUGUGAACACCACGGUUGUGUACUUCAGGUUUGUUUUAUAUGGUGUGCACAUAUUAUAGGUGCAGUGUUGUAAAAAAUAUAUAUAUUUCUAUGCAAGUUUGCAUGUUUUAUUUGAGAUGCAUUCACCAAGUAAAGACAUUUACAUUUAGUAUAACUAGGCUAUUCAUUUAGAGAAAUGUCACUAUUUUACUUUUUUUGUUUUCUUUUGUCUGUGUUUUCAUUAGUCCAACUGUAGUUUUGGUUUGGCAUUUCCCAGAAAUGUAGAAACAUUUGUGCUUGCUACAAAUUCGCUACAAAUUCAGUACAGGCUUUAAAAAAAAAAAAGGUUUUUGAUGCUUACAGAACUGAAUAUUUAUCAGCAAAAGUUCAAAGGUCCAUAAGGAUUUUCAUAUUUUAAAUUCUAUGAUACAUUUUUAAUAACUGUGCAAUAUUUUGAUUCACAUUACCCAAGAGAAACUCUUUUGAAAUAAUGGGUGGUGGUUGUUCUGACUAGUCCUAACAUAUUUAAAGGCUGCAAUUGCAACAAAAACAAAUAAGUGUCCAGAAAGUGGCAUAAGUGGCAUCAUGUCAAUACACAAAGCUUUAUGCAAAUCUAGAUUGAUAUAAACAUUUGUCUUGUUGUGGUAGCAUUUUAGUGGGAAAAUGAAGAAAUUAACUUGACAUCUUACUUAAUGUUCUCAGACUUAUUCUCCUUGCCAGCACAUCAACUUUCUCCAGUAUCUUUUUCCAUCCAUUAAUAGAAUGUUAUCGAUACUCAAAGAAGCUGACUUUGUCUGUAAUUAUGUCAGCAGAGGACCGACCGUAUUUUUUAGUGCCUUUUCAAUUAUGAUAGGGAUUUUUUGUUUUAGUAUUUGUGUGCUUUUCUCUGCACAAAACAUGGCAUGAAAUGGCAAUACAAAACAAUAAUAAUAACAUCAAAACUACAUUAUGCACAAUUCUUACUGCCUACGUCGUAUUAUGGGGGAAUUUGGCCUCCCUUCUUUGGUAGUGGUUUGUGUGCUUAUGAAAGUGUCAGCACUACAACUCCCAGGUUGCCCUGCAGCAGGAGGUGUGUCAGUCCAUCCAUUAAUCGGGAGGCGCCACCUGAGGCUAUAAAGAGCCAGCACACGAAAUCCCUGGGAGCAGGCUGUACCCAGCCUUGAACAUUUGCACACUCCCUCUGAUCUAUUGUUAGCGGUUGAGUGCUGUUAGUCUUGUAUUCUGUUCUUGUUCUCAACUAGCACUCAUUUAGUCUAUAAUUCAAUUUUUGUGUUCAUUGUUGAAUCUUCACUUUUGUUAAUAAAUACCUUUGAUUUACCUUUAAGCAACGGGUAUCUAUGUUACUUCCCUUUUACACUACAAGAGCUGCUAGUUACAACAAUAUAUUAGAAAUUUUUUAAAUUUGUCUCAUGAAAUUCUGGAAUUUUAUUUUUCUUGUAGUUUUACAUACGACUUGGCGUUUUGUGUGCUCUCAGAUCAGUUGGGUUGAAUGUUAUUCUUUUUUCAAAGGAAAGCAGUAAGAAACGCAUUUUUCAUUACACAAAUGCAUUAUUUUUGUAGGUCUGACUAUGACAUGACUUAUAGUUUUGAAAAGUUGGUUGCAAAUUCAGUGCAAAUGCUCAUGUAUUAUCUACCGGACUGUACUUGUGAUAUGCUUUUUUAAUUGUAAAACAUCAAAUCUGCUACAUGUACAUUGUCAUUGUGAAACCAUUUGCACUGGGAUAUUCUCUUACUCCAAUAUUUUUAGGGGUAGGAAAACAUGAUUGUAACUGAGGCAUAAAUAAAAUGUAAAAAUAAGAAUGUUCCUGACAUCCACUGAUGUGCUGUCUGUCUUAAUAUUUGAUAGCUCAGAAUGGCAAGAUAUCAAGACCGACAGUUCUUCUUUCUACAUGUUGUAUCAUUCUCACAGAUGUGACAAUCAAGUAUAAAUGUAAGAUGAGUGAUGUGUAAAUGAGGACUGACCACUGAGAUAACAGCAAUGUAUUACCGAAAUUCUAAAGAACAGUAAGCCAUCUGGAGUUGACACCUAUUUUGGUUCAAAAGGGGACUUGAAAUCCAAAAUGUACACAAAAAAUCGAAGACUCAGAAGAAUAGGUCAAUGUUCCUCUGAUUUGUUUUGCUCUGUGAUAUAAGUGAAUUCACGAGUUUUUUCACAAAAAAUGUUGCUUAACAAAAAAGUGUUUUGAAGAUGCAGAAAAAAGUAUACUUUGAAACAUCACAAGGCAAUCAGCACAAGAGGAGUUUUUGUGUGUGUCAUACUUGUGGUUGAGUUAAAAAAAAAAGUGAGAAGACACAUUUCCCCAAAGAGCUUUAAACUGGUCCAAGUGUACCUAUGGGUGUAAGAACAGGUGUAACUUUGCUCAAAUUGGGAACUGUGCCUAAGACCAAAUUGGUUCGACUUGUGGAGUUCCCCAGGGAUUAAUCCUGGGACCCCUAUAGUUCAGUCUAUGCAUGUUUACAUUAGACCAGCUGAUACGCAGCCAAAAUGUGUCUUACCACAACUAUGCAGAUGACAAUCAACCUGCUCACUCUAAAAGCACUCUAAAAGCUCUCUAAAAGCGCUGUGAGAGAGCUGCAAUACAUUUAGAAUGCUACUGCUCCAGUUUCGACUAGAAUCAGGAAAUACGAUCGUAUCAGUGCAUUGCUUAGGUCUCUGCGCUGGCUUCCUGUCACUCAGAAUAGACGUCAGCACAGCCCUGCUUAUG
Menidia menidia (Atlantic silverside) is the source of this 7986-nucleotide messenger RNA. Lineage: Eukaryota; Metazoa; Chordata; Actinopteri; Atheriniformes; Atherinopsidae. The record is from the annotation of a GenBank genome assembly.